Penicillium pulvis is the source of this 798-nucleotide messenger RNA. RefSeq names its product putative 2-deoxy-D-gluconate 3-dehydrogenase. Gene Ontology annotation, molecular function: oxidoreductase activity, acting on the CH-OH group of donors, NAD or NADP as acceptor. Bases 1 to 798 code for a protein of 265 amino acids. The record is from RefSeq and is a predicted model, not a curated record. The transcript is spliced from 3 exons. Lineage: Eukaryota; Fungi; Ascomycota; Eurotiomycetes; Eurotiales; Aspergillaceae.
AUGGCAGCAACUGUGGGAUCUCUCUUCUCCCUGAGCGGCAGGACCGCCCUCGUCACGGGCGGCACACGAGGUAUCGGCCAGGCAAUGGCCUUUGCCCUGGCCGAAGCCGGCGCCGAUAUUAUUUUGGUUCAGCGGGAUGAGUCCAAUACAGCCACCAAGGAUGAGAUCAUCAACCGCCUUGGUCGCAAAGCCUAUAUUCAUGUCGCAGAACUGUCAGACCGAAAGGCCGUCCAAGGAAUUGUACCCGCAGUGAUUGCCCAAGGACUAAAGCCCGAUAUCCUCUUGAACUGUGCUGGUAUUCAGCGGAGGCACCCGAGCCACCAGUUCCCCGACGAGGACUGGGAUGAGGUCCUCGAGAUCAACCUUACAUCUGUAUUCGUGCUCUGUCGUGAAUUUGGUGCCUACCUUUUGCAGCGUGAUGCCUCCGAAUUCCCCUCAGGCCGCCGCGGCUCCAUUAUCAACGUUGCCUCCCUCCUGACGUUCCAGGGUGGCAUCACUGUGCCUGCAUAUGCAGCCUCAAAGGGUGGUAUUGGGCAGCUCACCAAGGCACUUUCUAACGAGUGGGUCAGCAAGGGGAUUAACGUCAAUGCCAUCGCCCCGGGAUAUAUUGACACCGAUAUGAACGUGGCCCUCAUUAAUGAUGCCGAUCGAAAUGCCGGCAUUAUGGCUCGAAUCCCGGCUGGCCGAUGGGGUAAGCCUGAGGACUUUAAGGGUGUGGUGGUUUUCCUGGCAAGUUCCGCUAGCAGCUAUGUUUCAGGUGAUGUUAUCACUGUUGACGGCGGCUGGAUGGGUCGGUAA